Drosophila ficusphila is the source of this 1104-nucleotide messenger RNA. RefSeq lists its product as uncharacterized. The transcript is spliced from 2 exons. NCBI's taxonomy places the organism in Eukaryota, Metazoa, Arthropoda, Insecta, Diptera, Drosophilidae. Bases 232 to 705 code for a protein of 157 amino acids. The record is from RefSeq and is a predicted model, not a curated record.
AUCAUCCAUCAAUUUUAAAAUUUGCGGGUAGCUUUUCAAGCGCUUUUAGGCUGAGAAGAACUAGUUCCCAAAAUAGACACACCGUAUUUUUUACUUAGCUUUUGGCUAUCACACUUUGUUAUUGACCAUAUAUAUGUGGAGCAAAGCAAACAAUAAAUUGACCGGGAAUAUAAAAGGAGUAUGUUUCCACCUGCCGUUGAGUAAGCACUUAAAAUUAAAGGAAAAUUCAUCAUGGCCUGCAGCUCGUACAAAAACAAGACCGUGCAGCUGAUAAAAUGCUUUUGUGGGUGCAGCGACAUGACAAUCUCCGAGGUUCGACGGAUCUAUACCUUGUCGAACAGUGUUCACGAAACCCUUCUUGAUCCGGAGGCCACAAGACUUCUGCAGAAGUUCAUGGAAACGAGACGCUCCGGCGACAAAAAUGAAGCCGAGCAGUACCUGGAGAUCUACGAGAAGUGCGCCGAGUUUUUGGCAGAGCACCAGCGCACCUUCACUCAGGACGAGGUGGAUGAACUGGUGGAUAUGGGUCUGCCCUACGAUCUGGAGCAGGAUCUGUCCAGGCGAAUGCUCAGCGCCGAUCGGACGGACAUCAAUCGCGGUCUCUAUCGCAUCCAGGGCAAAUGUCGCAACGAGAUUGAGGCCAGCAGCGAUUUCCGAGACUUCAGAGACGCCAUCGCCGAUAAGAUGCGUCGGGUGCCGAAAUGAUAUACAUGCAGUCGGUGCAAUUUAAAGCUUUUUGUGUUCAGUGUACCUUUGUAGAACCGCACUCAACCUCGCUCCCUCAACCUUUCCCAGUGCCUUGGGGCAUUCACAAUCACCACUUUGAAUAGUCCUAGUCAUACAACGAAGAAAUGGAAACCGUCCUCCUAAACUCACUGGCUUCCGAUACGUGCUAGAGUCCAGGCUCAUCAUACAUUCACAUUCUAAUUAAACCCACAGAUGCGGAACAGAACAUUUUUACUUAACGUUAAAUAUAUACAUGUCUUGUAUUUUGUACGCUUUUUGAUGCUGUAGCGCACUAGAUAUAACCAAAAGUUUAACUGAUUCUAAAUGCGAACGAAAUAAAUUAUAUUAAACAUAAUAUAUAAACUAUAAAAAUCAAAA